AUGAUAAAACACAUUGAUCCAAGUCCGGAUCACGUUGACCUGGCGCAUCUCCCAACCUGAGUCUCGUAGCAGAGGGACAGAAAAGUUCAACUAACAGGCGUGCAGGCUGUCUGGAUGCUGAGCAGAGUUUCUGUCGGGAUGAUUUGGUGUAUGCGUCGUCGCUACAGGACAAUCUGUCUGUCCUUGGCCUUCAUCACUAUUUUCCUCCACCUCUUCCUGGCGCUGCUCUCUCUUUCUAUUUACCACCAGCCGUGUGACCCCCUGUCGCCAACCAAGACACACGCGGCGACUGACCUGGCACGCACCAGCUUCACCUCAGCGGGGAUUGGGGGUUUAGCUGAGCCUCCAGCUGAUGCUGCCCAAACAAAUGCUUCCAAUAUGGAUGCCAAUAAGGAGGCCAAAGGUCACGUGCAAACUCCUCCGUCUUCAAUCGACAACAACGUUGAGCCCUUGGCGUCUGGGUUGAAGAAACUGGAGGCACUGUUUGACCAUCCUCUGUACAAUAUACCCCGCCCUCCUGUCCCUGAAGAGGAUGUGCUGCUGAAAGUGAAGUCAAAGGUCAAAGCUGCUCAGGAGAGCUCUCAGAUGUGGGUGAGUGCAAGUCAAGAAGGCUUUGAGGAUGUGCAGUGGAACAGCAACAGCAGCACUCAUCCACCCUGGCUGCGUUUCCACCUGGGCAUCUCCCGCUGGCAGCUCUACGCUCACCGUGACGCCAACGUGGAGGCUCUGACCCAGCAGAUCUCCACGAACCGCAUCGUUAGUGCAGUGCAGAAGUCUGGCGGGACGCAACUGAAGCUGGUGAUGUCAUUUCCCAACUACGGACAAGCCAUGUUCAAGCCCAUGAAACAGGAGAGAGAUGAUGAAACCAACUACAACCUCUACUACUUCUCAGACUUUGAGAGACACAAUGCCGAAAUUGCAGCUUUUCACCUUGACAGGAUUUUAGGCUACAGGAGAAUCCCUCCCGUGGUUGGGAGGCUGGUGGACGUGAUAAAGGAGAUUAAAGACAUCACCACUGACCACAAGCUGGCUCGCACAUUUUUCACCUCCCCUGUGGGGAACGCAUGUUUCUACGGCCUGUGCUCCUACUACUGUUCUACAGAGCACGCCGUGUGCGGGCGUCCCAAGAAUGUGGAGGCCUCCAUGGCCGUCAUGCUUCCAGAUCUCUCCCUGGCUACGCGGAGGAGCUGGAGGUCGCCCUGGAGACGCUCGUACAGCCGCAGCAAGCUGGCCAAGUGGGAAACUGAUUCAGAUUACUGUUCCAGUGUGAAACAGAUGCCGCCGUUCAACAAAGGCACAAGGCUGGUGGACUUCAUGGACAUGGUCAUACUGGACUAUUUGAUGAGUAACAUGGACCGACAUCACUAUGAGACUUUUGAGAAGUUUGGCAAUAACACUUUCUUGUUGCACCUUGACAAUGGGAGAGGAUUUGGUCGUCACUCCAGAGAUGAGCGUUCUAUCUUAGCUCCUCUGAAGCAAUGCUGCAGAAUCCGCCGCUCCACCUGGAUGCGUCUGCGUCUCUUGUCUCUGCCUCGGUAUCGCCUCAGCGAUGUCAUGCGAGCGUCCCUGUCCCGCGAUCCCCUUCACCGCGUGGCCCCACUGCUGUCGGAGCUCCACCUCGCCGCUCUCGAUCGGCGUCUGAAAACUGUGCUGGAGGCCGUGAGUGUUUGUCAGCAGCAGCAGAGCGACGGCGGCCGAGGUGACGAGGUCAUCUUUGAUGACACGGCACACUUAAAAGACAUCAAUGUCACUGGGGCUUAAAGUGUCCUGUGACAUUUCCUCUGCACUUAAGGAGGGAUUUAUUCAAAGACCGUCCAUGUUGGAAUCCGCGGGAAGGUUUAAUCGGACACCGUUUAAUCAACUUGCCAUUUCCAGUAUUAGCAAGCAGUGUAACAUUUUGGAAAUGAAAAGAAAAAUCAAAAUUAGAGUAAGUAAGUACCUUCAAACGCCUGAGGAUUCACAAGAAAAGACAUUUAUUUUUGCAACAAUAAAAACAAGAAUAACAGAAUUUCACCAAGAAAACAAUCACCAAUAUUUAGGUUAAUAUUUAGGAUGUGUGCCAGUCUGAUUUCAAUACUGACGGACGUUUAACACAACUUUAGUCUCAUGCAUCUCAAACCUAAAAUAAAUUCAAACGGAUGCAUUUGAAAUAUCCUUGAAAACAGAACUAACAUAACAAACACACUUUGACUGAUUUUUCAUAAUCCACUUAUUGGACCAGUAUCUUAGUAGAACUUUUAGCAAAUAAUAAAAUAAAUACAAGUCUA
Messenger RNA from Solea senegalensis (Senegalese sole), 2267 nucleotides. Its product is annotated as extracellular serine/threonine protein kinase FAM20C-like. The transcript has 11 exons. The record is from RefSeq and is a predicted model, not a curated record. Gene Ontology annotation, molecular function: phosphotransferase activity, alcohol group as acceptor. NCBI's taxonomy places the organism in Eukaryota, Metazoa, Chordata, Actinopteri, Pleuronectiformes, Soleidae. Gene Ontology annotation, biological process: protein phosphorylation. Gene Ontology annotation, cellular component: Golgi apparatus.